Messenger RNA from Leptinotarsa decemlineata (Colorado potato beetle), 3334 nucleotides. RefSeq lists its product as uncharacterized. The record is from RefSeq and is a predicted model, not a curated record. Lineage: Eukaryota; Metazoa; Arthropoda; Insecta; Coleoptera; Chrysomelidae.
AACGCCGAAGAAAAUGCCACAUCCCCUAGCAUUGAGUCACCAAAAAGUGAGGACUUAAAGGUACCAGAAGCGGUAACAAACGGUGAUGCUCCUGCUGAUGAUACCGCUAAACCAACUGAUACACCGACCACUGUGGAAGAACCAGAAAAACCUGUUGAGGAACCAAAAGCCGAGGAGCCCAAAGCUGCUGAAAUAGAAGAACCUAAAGUUCCCGAACCCAUCGUUGAAAAAUCCGUCGAAUCCGCUCCUUCUCCUGCCAAGGAACAGGAGGAACCUAAAUCUGUAGAACCACCAACUCCUGUUGAGGAGACCAAAGAGGUGCGUAGCGAGGAGAUCCCCCCUCCCUUGCCAUCCUCUAAUCCUCCAUCCCCGGUGACGGUAUUCGCUGAAUCCACUAAAGCAGACUCUCUAACUGCUGAUCAAGUACCCAUCAAUUUGCCCCAAUCUGUUCCUGUUGUAGAAACAAUUCCAGAACCGUCAGUUGUACAGUCGGUCCUUGAGUCUCAGCCCUUGGCAGCUUCUUCACCUGUAAUCAACACUGUUUGCGAAAACCCUGCAGUGUUAGAAACGAAAAUAGAGUCUGUAUCUCAACAAAAUGAUGAAAAAUCAUCUCUAGAAACCGUUUCUGUCCCCGAGCCUUUGCAAAAAGAUAAUACUGAAACCUUUAGAAAUGAUCAAGCAUCCGAACAAAUUUCUGAUUCCUCCAAAACUGAAAUUUCAAAGACCCCUGAAUGCGCAACUGAUCCUUCAGCCCCUAUUGAAGUUUCUCCUGAUGCACCUAAAUCCUCUGAAAUAGAUUUGAUUCCGUCACAAGAAACAGAAACGUCUCCUAAAUCAGAUAAAAUCCCUGAGGAGGUUACCAAGUCUGAAGUGAUAGAAAAUCUUCCUGAAAAUGCAACAGAAUCUAAACAAGAAACAGUAAUUUCUCCUGAGUCUGUCAAAACGGUAUCAGAGUCCCAAAAAGAGAAUGAGCCUGAACCUGUCUCAGAACCUACCGAAACUAAUCAAUUAGUUACUGAAAAGAAUGAGUCAACUUUGCAUGUUGAGGCAGCUGAAAUUACAAAAGAGGAGAAACUACCAGACGUUUCUAUGCAGGCUACCACCAUAGAAGAAGUGUCGAAGGAAACUUUAGAAGCCCCUGAAUCACUAACAGAAUCUCCAGGAGUAUCUGUCAAUAUUGGUGGAGCACAACUAGCCACAGAAAAUUCUGAAAAACCUGAAGAAGAAACAAUAGAGGAUGCAGUGAAAUCAAUAAAAUCUCCAGAUGUUUCCAAUGAAGUAAUUGAAACUUCUGAAGUGCUCUUGGAUCCCUCUAAACCUAAGGAAACAGUAGUAGUAGAAGAAAAACCAGAGAUUCUUCAGGAAACUCCAAAAGAUUUUAAAGAAACCGUUACAGAAUCAGCCGAACAAUCUUCUGAUAUUCCGGAGGAGUCUGCGAAGUUACCUGAACCUUCACAAUCUCCCGAAACGUGUCUGACGGAACCUCCAGUGGAGCCCUCACUUCCUAGUCCUUUAUCUUCGACUGAUGUAGUUCAAGAAUCUUCCACCCCAGUCCCUGAAAAUAUUCCAGGACCAGUUGUUACUUCACCAGAAUCUCAAUCCCCAACGAUAGAGCAGCUUCCAGAAUCUGUAGUUAAUCCUGCAGAUUCUUUGCCCGAUAUUUCAACAGAGUCAUUACCUUCACUUCCUGAACCUCUUUCUGAAAAUUUGGCGGAACCGAUGUCUUUACCUCCUGUGGAUUCAGUUCCCGAACCCAUAGCAACUGACUGUCCUGUUUCUGAAAUUUCCCAUCCCUCCGACAGUACAGUUCUCACAAACGGAAACGCCAAUGGACUGCCGUCACCAACUGAUGAGGUUUCAGCGCUGCCGCUGAAAGAAGGACCACUGAAACAGGUUCCUACUGAAACUUCAAAUGAAGUACGACAAGAAGAGGGAGAUCAGAAGAUUAUUGCUGUGGAUGCACCAGCAGUUGAGGAAUAAGACUUCUCUUUGAAAAAAAUGUUUCUUUUUUACAUGCAUUACAUGGACUCUAUGAAAGGUUAGAAAGAAAUAAAAAAAAUAAUGUUGAUCAUUCCUGGCAGUGAACAAAUUUCUGACCGAACAGGAAGCAAAUGAAACUGCCAUUAAAAUUAGAACCUAGAAUCUAUGAAUGUCCAACGCGCAACAUAAAAAAUGUAAUUGAGAAGUUUUAAUACUCCUAUAUUGAAAUAUUUUAUAUUGUCUUUAGUAGAAGUCUUCGGACAGUUUUUAUAUGUCGUUCAAUCGACUUUUUUAUCGUAUACAAUUGUAAAAUAAAAGAGUUAGCAUAGUUUUUAGUAUUUUUUAGGUGAGCUCAUUAAUUUUCCCCUUUGAAAAAUCCAUGUAUUUUUGUCACAUUGAUUAUUAAAGAAGUCAUAAUUAGUUAUCAAUUAUUGAUUUAUCAUAUCUGUAAUUAUUCGGUUUUAUUUUAGUGUUUUCUUUAGAUUAGAGACAUAUCUUAUGCAUGAGAAGGAGAACGUUAAAGCUAGCUCGGUGGUUUCGAAGUGUGAGUUCAAUGUUUCAAAAGGAUUUGUAGAAAAAAUCGGGCAUUAUUUAACAUAAAGUGAAUCGUAAUUUUGUCUGUAUAAAAAUUAUUACCACUCAGAAUAUUUUCCAAUUAUGGAUGUGUAGAAUAGCAGAUAAUCGGCUGUCUUAUAAUAAGUAUACAGUGUGACUUCGUGUAUUUUCUGCUUCAGGCAGCUAACUCACCCUUGUUUGAUAUUUUUCUUUGGUGGUACAGUAUCACUUUUCUUCAGGAACUCCAUCAUCAAUAGAUGUUCAACUUGGAUAAAAUAUUUGACAUAAUAAACAAAUAAUUUUUCUGUGACUUUUUUAGUUUUAUAUUGUGAUGAUUGAAAGUUUUUGAAAAUCAAUUUGUGUAUAUGUUCAACUCCAAAAAGAAUACUUCAUCUUCAUGGUACUGUAAUUUUUAUCCAACUACAAAUUCAUUUUGAAAAAUAGCGAACGACUGUGUGGUUUGAAUAAAAUGUAUAAUAUUAGUUGGUUUUGAAAUUGAAACAAAUUCCAAGUUUUGUACAUUACACAACGAAAAUUGAUUUUAACUGAUGUUUGGUAUCUCAAAAUUUUAAUAUGUUAGCAUAGUUUUUUAAGUGAGGAAUCUAGUUUCGAUUUUACCAACUUGAAACUGUAUUCUGUAUUCAUCUGUGUCCACAGCUCUUUGAUAUUUCGCAAUUAUUGUAUCCACCGACUUAUCAAAACGGCUGUGUGUAGGUAUAAAACGAUUAUCGAUAAUAAAUUCUCUUCGUGUAUGUGUGAAUGUGUUUAUAAUAUAAAUAUACAAUUAGGAUGUUUCCUA